AUGCCGCUCCACGGACCCGGAGACGCGGCGCGCGACAGCUACAUGUCCAUGCCCGCAAUGCCCGCGCUCGACUAUGUCGUGCCAGUCCAGCCCGGCAACCCAUCAAGUCCGGACCCAGAUAAGGGCGGAACCAUAUCUGCAUACUCGGCGAAGGAAAGGAACAUCGAAACGAGGCUCGGCCCGACGCUUGCGCACGCGAGAGACGAGCUCGCGAGGGCACACUGGCAAGUGAAAGGUGCAGUCAUGCUUCUUUGA
Molecule: messenger RNA, 255 nt
Organism: Laetiporus sulphureus 93-53
Lineage: Eukaryota; Fungi; Basidiomycota; Agaricomycetes; Polyporales; Laetiporaceae
Exons: 2
Coding region: 1-255 (84 amino acids)
Source: RefSeq, a predicted model, not a curated record